Pocillopora meandrina is the source of this 19602-nucleotide messenger RNA. Lineage: Eukaryota; Metazoa; Cnidaria; Anthozoa; Scleractinia; Pocilloporidae. The record is from the annotation of a GenBank genome assembly.
AUGUGGAUAAAACCCGAAGAAGUUCUUUUGGCAAAUGCUCUUUGGUAAUGAAACACGAAACUUUACGAUCGCUCGAAAGUUAGCUUCAAAACUGUUAUUCGAUUCACUGUUGCGUCUUUCAUUCUGCUUUUCAGGGUGAUUGAGAGAGCAAACCCUUACUUUGUGCUUCAACGACGAAAAGGCCACGGUGGAGGUGGUUUGACUUCACUUCUGAUCGGAACUUUAGACAAUGUUCUCGACACGAAGGUGGGCUUCUUUCCUCGAUCGAACAAGGCAUUUUGCCACAUGCCAAUUUCAUCUUUUUUUUGUAUACUUACUCUAAUCUUUAUGAAACACUGAAUCCGAAAUUUGAAGCUGAUGCCAAUGUUGCUCUUCGUUUAGCCUGCUCCAUUUCGCAUACUUUUACAACUGCCAAGCUCCGACAUAAGUUAUGGUGAGUCUUUUUCCUAAUCGAUUUUUUGAUUAAGGGAUUGUCCGUUAGGGAAAUGAUUUAUUUAUAUUUUUUUCUAACCUGUACAUGUACCAGCAUGUUUCAACAUGACACACAUUCUGCCAUGUUAUAUAUACCCUUGGUGUGCACAUGUAGGUCAUGGGAUUGUGAAUCCUUUUUUUUUAAAAUUCCUACUCAUUAUUUACGAUUGAAAAGAACAGCAAACUGAACUCAGUACAGAUAUACAUUCUAGUCUAAGCGAUAUUAGAAUACUGUAUUUGUAUAUUUUCUCUGUAUUGUUUUAUUGUUUUAGUCUUAACACCUUAACAUCAGUGUGAAUUCUUUUCAGAGAAUUCUCAACACAUUCCCUGUGGUAACAUCAACAGUAAUUUAUGUAUUGUUCAAGAGCCUCUUUAGUUGAUGAUAAUUUCCUUUAUUCUCAUGACCUUAACACCUGAUUCAGCAGUGAUACUCCAAGGAGAUAGUAGAUGUUAAUCACAAGUAGGGGUCAGAGGGUUAAGGAUUUGUUAAUUUACCUUGGAUAGAGGAAACAAUAAACUCCUUUUGACCAGACGCUCUACCAAAACAUAUACCCAAACAUAGAGUGAUCAGGUUGCAUCACAUGUGAAUUGAAAGGAAAGGAAGUAAUAUUGCACUUGAAGAAGCUAAUGGCUAAUAAAAUAACACUUGAAGUAUCACAUGUAGACUACUCUUGUAGGUUUUUUUGGUUCAAAUCCCAUGAAUUGCCAAAAUUAUAGUUGGAAAACAAGUUAGUUAUGCUCUUGGCUCUCCCUUGAGCAUAGGCUGUACUCCAGAUGACCUCCCUUGUCCACCUUAUCCUGUCCUGAGCUAGCCUUUGGAGUGUGGGCUGUAUGUGGUCCCAAUUCUUCAGCUUGGCCUGAACAUGUUACCAACAGGUGUUUGUUAGUUGUGCUCUGGUCCAUUUGCCAAGGGGAUUCCACUUCAAGGCUUAAUUGAUUUGUAUUUGAGUGGGUUUCCAGACCUGAUCUUUCCUACAGCUCAUCAGUAGCAAAACUGUUCCGCUAAUAAGUUUAAAACCAACAUCUAAGGAUGUGGCUUUAGCCGGCGUUGAAAUCAUCCUGGUGUUUAGCCAACAAUUUAACCACAUGUGGCAGACACCUUAAAUAACUGCUGUGUUGUAUUUUUUUUUUAGUGAUUGCAAGUGCAGCAUCAUUCCAAGAGAUUGAGGAGGACUGGAACUGGCUAACAAAACAUUUGCUUGGGACAUUAGGUAGGUUGUAGUAUAAACAGCCACUAGAAGGAUUUUACUUCAUCACUGGAAUCAAAUUUCCAUACUUAUAGGUUUUUAGAUGACUAUUGCAACAAUUUUCUUGAUUUAAAAAUGUUCUCUAGGCAUACCAGUGUUUCACUGGUUACUUGUUUUUAAAAAUGCAAACUAAUUUUUAAGACAAAGCUGCAAAAUACUUGUCUCAAUCUCAAAUUUUACAUGUACUUGUAACCCAGAUAUCUUAUUUCCCUCUACUCCAUAAGUAAGCUUAACAUGCCAUGACUGAUGAGUAGAGUAUUUCACUGAAACAGUGCAUUUUGUAUUCCUUUACAAGAACCAAGAUCAUGUAAAUCAAUCCCAGCAAUUUUUUGUUCUAUUCAACAGAAACUAUUGAAAGUGAAGAAGACAUCAGAGAGUUUGUGAAGGCAAAGAUUGAAAGUCUGGUGGCUAAUGAAACAGCAGAUCAAGACAUUGUAGCAGAAACAGAAACCAACAGAUUUAAGUCAGCUACAGUGAGAUUUCAUAGGAUCUUUAACAUCCCAGCUGAGGAAAAACUGGUUAACUGUAAGUGUAAAAGUUUAUUUUACUAAAAUUUUAUAGUGUAUAAGAAAAAAAAGUGAUAAAAUGAUAAGAGUUGAUAAAAUAUUUACAGGAAGGAACUUGAAUAUUUUGUCAGUGUUCAAGUGACCAUAAAUUAUUUUUACAAUAUCAGGCAUCCUUCUUUGUAACCCUAUUAUAGCUCAAAGUAUAUGUUAGUGUUGUUAUCAACUGAGUGUUAUCCUGGAUGCAGACAUAAUGGAUUAGAGGGAAUUGUUACUGAAAGGGGUUAAACUGGCUGCUGCUUAACCCUUUAACUCCCAUGAGUUACCAAGACAGAAUUUCUCCUUACAAUAUCAAUACAAUAUCAACCAGAUAAGUGAUGAGAAUAAAGAAAAAUAUUAAUUUUGGGGAUAAUUAGUCAAUCCAUUGUUUAUUCUCUCUGUCGGGCAAACAUUUUUAUUUUUUAAACUUGUAUGUAUAAGAUUAUUCUAACCUCUUCUACAAGAUCUUUUAGGACAGAGGGUAGCUAGGUCAUCAGUUCAGAGAGUUACAUGUCACCCUCUAUUAAUAAAGUUGUUACUAACUUACCUGGGGUCAAAUGCUUCUCAGGGUUAAACUGGGUUAAGUUAUACUCCACAUUUGUGUUUCAAACAGCACAGAUCAGCUGCAAUACUCAGCUUCUGUUGAUAAAUACUGUUUAUAUAUAUAUUUUUCAGACUAUUCUUGUAGCUUCUGGAAAGGCAGAGUUCCUCGUCAAGGCUGGCUGUAUUUAUCUGUUAACUACAUGUGCUUUUAUUCAUUUUUGAUGGGAAAAGAGGCCAGGCUUGUCAUCAGAUGGUUGGAUGUUGUGGUAUGCAUCUAAUUUCUCCUUACAGUAUCAUCCCUGAAUCACACAUUAGGGUUUCUGAGAAUAAAGGAAAUGAUCACAAACUAAAGAGGCUCUUGAUUGUCACACAAAGUCUCCUUGUCAGUACCUCAGGAAAUUUACAGAGAUCAGUAUAGAGAAUAUACAUAUUGAUGUUAGGAUGUAAAGAUUGCACAGUCUUUAACUGCAAUUCUUGCUGCUAUAUUAUUUUGCAAUACCUAGUACAGUUUUCAGAAUAUACCCCCUGUAGGAAAUGUAAAUGAAAUUUAACCCUCAACCCCACCUCCCAGGUAGAGAGACUUUUCUCUGAAAUAUUGGAUGAACUAUACCCUAGAGGGGUGGAGCAGAGGGACCAACUGAUAUGACCUUACAAUGUUCUCUAUGUUGUUUACUUAUCAUGCCAGUGGGUGAACCAGGUGGAAAAAUAUUUGGUUUGCAGUCAAAACAGUGAGGUCAAAAUAUCAAAACCAAGAACAGAAUAUUUCUGCAUGCAGCCCAAACUAAAUCAGAGAGCUUGUUGGGUGAUAUGGCUUUUGUAGCUUGCACCAUCAUACGUGACCCUCAUACUUGAAUUUUUAUUAUUUUCCAAUACAUGCACAAGUGCACACAUGACAUACGGGUCAUAAUUCUGAUAAAUAAACUUGUUAAAAUAUACCAUAGAUAUUGAUGAUACAGAAUUUCUCCAGUUUCAUAUCAAUUGAUUUUUGUAUGCUUAUACAAUGUAAAAACUGACUUUUCAUAUAUUUUGAUAGAAAAUUCAAUAUUUUAGUCUUUAGAGAGAAGCAGUAGUGUCCUAUUUACUGAUGGAGUCAAAGUCACAACAAGAGAAGGAGAGGUGAUUAUCUUCAGUUUCCACAUAAAAAAUGUCCUUUGUUGUUAGAAUGCUUUUUGAUGGAGUGUUUUGGAAUGAAAACCAAAGCAGUCAUGAUGGCGAAUUAGAGAGAAGGAAAAUUUCACAAGGAGUCAUCAAGUUAUUAGUUAUAGUAAUAGGACUGAAUGGAGUUCAAUUCUGUCUGUAUUCAUAUGAGUGAGAACAAAAUGGGACGACUGUGCAGUAGGAAUCUCAUUUGUUUAUCAUGGGUAUGAUUGCUGACCGAAUUGGACAAUGCAAAGUCUUUUUACCAAUUUAUCAUAAAAAUAACAAUUUCCUUGAAAAGAAGAAUAGCCAAGUUAUGAAAGAAAGGGAAAAUUGCAUUAAAAGACCGACAAAGGAGGCUUAAAUUGUUUAAUGUCGCUCCAUAAUCUGCAAAAUAAAGUUAAAGUUUGUACCUUGCAAGAUAAGAGUCUGCAAUUUGCAAAGAAAAUGGUGGGUUGGCUAUUUGAAAGAAGUGCUGUGCUAUUCAGCCAUAUAAAGCAUAUAUAUAUUACUUAUUUGAAAAAUUACUUGGUGCUGUGACUGUGCUGUUUAUAAGGUGUCAGCAAUGUGUUUAGUCACUGCAAUAAUUCAAUGUUUGACAUGACACUUGCCCUGACUGGACAUAAAUAUGAAAAAUGUAGCUUAACCAAAAGUGUAAACAGCAUGUUUCUGAAUAAAAUAUCAUGCUUAGUGGGAAAAUGAAAGUGUUUUUUCAAUAAUUACAGAUUUCCAUUUUCCGAGAACAGAUUUUCAUUUUGCAAGUUACACAUUGCAUUUUGCAACUUUCAGAUUAUUAGUUUAUUCUGCAAAUUGUAGAUUUUCAUCUCAAAUCAGUUUGUUUGCAAAGCCAAGAGUGUCACAGAUGUUUUUACCACAUUUUGACAUCUUCUGUGAUCUAUUAUUGAACAGAUGCUCGGCAACAUGGAAUCUGUUUGUUUUGUACAAUGAAAAAUGAAAUAUUGUUUAUGGUGAUGUCAAGUAUCUGGCUGUCCUCCAAGAGAUUUGUACAAGGAAGAACCAUUCAGGACAUGUGUAUCAUUCAGUUUAUCAUGUAAUUAAAAAUUUGUCAAGAGUACUGUUGGAAUUUGAGUGGGUUUCUUCCAGGACAGUCCCAUAGAUGCUUCUUAGUAAUUAUUCUAUGUUAGAAGCCAUGAUUGUAAGCCUUACUUUAAAAUUUAUUUUUGUAUUAUUUUGCAGUUCUGUUUCUCGUUGUUGCUUCAUAUAACAGAAACAUUUGGUCUCAUGGAGCAGCUGGCUAAUCUAGCCAUGCGACAGUAAGGAAUCAUUUUAGUCUAUGUAUUUACAAUGUACAGUAUGUUGCUUACAUGAAGGAUGAUGUGUCAGUCAGUGAUUAGAAAAGUACAACCCUACAACCCUUUGUUUAAUAUACAUUCUGGUCUUGAUGAGUGUAAUUUAUGUAGCAAAAGCUCUGGGAAAUAUUCCAUGCUCAAGAACUUGUUCUGUGAUGACAUGGUUUAAAAUCUUGAUUGGAGAUUUCUAGAACAUAUGUUCACCAGGGAUUAUUUGACUUUUCAAUGAAGCUGUCCAAAAUUCAAAUAAGACAGGUGAUAGUGGUUGGGGGCAAGUUACUUGUUUUCAAUGACUAUUGUGCUAACCACUUUUGAAUUUUUUUUAGCAUAGCAUAUUUUUGCUUUUGUGUAUGAGAGAGGGUCUACUUGCUGUAACUUCUUGCUUUCACACUUAUUUUAUUAUUUUUUUAGAUAUAUCUAUAUACAUGUAUUAAGAUAUUCCUCUGAACUGCAGAUAGCAGAUCCUAAUCAGGCAGCUAAAUUUUUCCUUAACUAAAUUUAAUUUUACUCUAACCCUAAGCAAUUAAAUUACACUGGAAUAAUACACAAAUGAAGAAAUACAUGUUAAAAGACCUAAAAAGAUACUUAAGAAAAGAAAAAGAGGAAAAUGAAAGACACUCAUUGUAUAGGAGAAAAAGUCCCAGAGUUUCUAAGUGUACACAAAAUUGUGCAGAACUGGUUCAAUUUGCCACAGUUUUGAAUGUUAGUAUUAUUUCAUCAGGCUCCAUAAAAUAAUUUUCAGUCUAUAGAAUAUUGAGAGGAGCUCUUUUUGUUUCUUUUUUGAAGGAUUUCUUCAGCAAAUUUUUAUAUUCACUGGGUAUUUCAUUCCAGAUUUUGACAUCAAGAUGGGAAAAGGCCUUGAAAGGCUUUAAAUUGUGACAGCCUAUGAUUCAAUACUAUUUGUAACAAUAAAUUCUGUUGAUUUUAUUUUCUUACAUUGUCUUUGUCAUAGGUUGCUAUCAGAAGAAGGUUAUGAGGAAGACAAAACAUUGCCUUUACUCACAAAGUAAGGGACUCAGUGUUUUGUUCUCAUUGGCUCAGAUUGUUCAUCAAAGCUAACAUUAGAAUUUCUCAAACCAGUAUUGAUGUUUUGCCUUUGUUUGUAACAAAAGAAAAUGAAAAUCAAACUGGUCUGCGAAUUUGUAAGCCUAGAAUUUGAAAUGAAAGUUAUGCACCAGUAACCCAUCGAGCAAGGGGUGGAUAAAUCUGUAUCUAGUGGGUAGCACAGAAUGCUUUGUCCACACUUACCAGCUAGGCCCAGUCAAUUUAGAAAAUACACAGAUCAUUACUGUGGGAGAUAAACUGUAAGCUGGCUUAAAGGAAGUCACCUCUCUUUUCUGAUAUUUUGAUUGUCAAUUAUUGCUAUUUGAGAACUGCUGUUUCAUUAUGGUGAUAUAAGCUUGCACAUAAACAAAGGCCUUUUAGGAGUGCCUUAACCCUUUAACUCCCACAAGUGACCAAGACAGAAUUUCUCCUUACAAUAUCAAUACAAUAUCAAGCAGGCAGGUGAUGAGAAUAGAGAAGAAUGUCAACCAUGGGAUUAUUAGUUGAUCCAAUACCAAAUUCUCUGAACUAACAUCAUAAGAACUGUAUGGCAGAUAGUAAGGAGAAUUACUAAUUAGAUCUUGGGAGUGAAAGGGUUAAAGGUACUAUGAUAUUCUUUGUUGUGUUUGUUAUAUUUGAGCGUAUUUGUAUCUGUGUCACAUUACACAUGUUGUAUGCUGUGUUAUCACAUGUAUUAAUUUUGUCACCUUUUUGCCUGAAAUGCUGUAAAGGGUCAUAAUUAUUUGUCUUAGUGAAUAGAUACAGGAAAAAAUUCCUAAUGAUGUCAUCUGCUGUAUGCAAUUGGUUGUAAGGACAAAUGAAUGUUAAGUUGUUUGUUCUAGAAUGUAUGCAUUAAAUAAUUAUUAUAUUUUGACUGACUUAUCAUAGAAACAGAGGCAAACAAUUGAAAAAGGUGCCAUCUCUGAAGAGAGACUUAGAUGCCAGAGCACACAGUGAAUUUUACAGGUAAACUAGAAAAAUGAAUUGAUGUGAGGCAUUUUUUUAUGUGAAUGUUAGAUUAUAGUUGUAGGAUAUAGAUGUGAGUUUUUCAUGAUUGAGGUGCAUGGUAAGUAUGUCACUGGCACCAAAGAAACCCCUCCCCCUUUCUGUAGGUAUGCCAUUGAUAUCUUGUUUGAUCUUCAGAAACUUGUUUCGGCUACCUGUAGAGGAGAAGCUUGAUGGUCACUGUGAAUGCACCCUGUGGAGUCCUCAUGAAAAGGCUCAUGAAUGGGGAACAUUGUACUGCUCUCCAAACUACCUCUGCUUUAGCAGCAAGGUGAGACAAAGGGCAUGAUAUGCACACCUUAUUUGAUAGUUUAACAUGUAGUAGGCGCGGAUAUUUUGCGAGCUCUGUGGUAAAAUACUGGUAAAGAACUGAAUUUCUAUUCGUAUUAUAUGUUAAAACAUCGAGAAAGGGGUUUAUUAUUAGCGCUGUAAAGUUUGCUUAAUGAAAAAUAAAGCCGAAAAAAAAAGGGAAACCUUUUUAUCGUUUAGCGGGGCUAUUCUGUUUCCCGUCCGUAUUUUUUCUCUGUUGUACAGUGUAAUACCAUGGCAUAUUUUGCGUAUUCCGUUGGCCCAGUAUGGUAAAUUGGCGUAGAAGUAAAACAGUGAUGCGGUAUAAAGUCAGUGAAAAUUUUGUCAGAGGUAGCAAGUACUGCUUUGUUGGUCCUUUAGGUCAGACAGUUAAUGUCGGUGGUGAUUCCAAUGAGAGAAAUUACACUGGUUGAAAAAGUGGAAACUUCAGCAAUAAUACCAAAUGCAGUGCACAUCACAACCAAAUCAAAGGUGAGCAUCUUCAGAGUAAAUUGAAUUAGUAUAUACUAAAACAGUGGAUGGCAUUGAAGACGCGCUCUGAUUGGCUACUCAAACUCUGAAUAUCAUUUGCUAUUCAUCUUCACGCAAUGCGCGCGAGAUUUGUCCCCGAAAAUAUUGUAAUCGUGGCAAGAAUAAAUGAGUUAAAAUCACAUUUUUGUGAUAUAUUAUCUCACUGCUUUAGUAUAUACUAAAUCAACUAUUCUCUUCGGUGUCCGUGAUUAGCAGUGGAUAUUUAUCUUGCUGCCUCGUGGAUCGGUGAAUGUCCAUCAUUAGUCAGGUCCAUUUUGGUGAGUAGUUGUUAAUUACCAUGAGGCAUUCCCAGCCUUGCAAGUCCUCGAAAAAGUUAUAUUUUUCAUGUUGAUACGGCACCUAUUUCACAAAAGUGAUGAACGCCGAAUUAAAUAGCAAGCAAAAGGGAGAAUUACUUCUCAGAUCAUUGGAAUGAUAAGGAAAAAAUAUAUUUUUAAAGGACUUUUUCAUUUUUCUUUAGUGAUUUACCGUGCUAUAACCCUUUAACCCUUUUACUCCCAGAAGUGAUAAACAAGUAACUUCUCCCUAUAGUAUUUAAACAUUAUCUAGCGAACAGGUCGUGAGAAUAUUCAAACUUAUCAGGUUGAAGGUGUUGUUGUUAUCUUGAUCCGACACCAAAUUCUCGUAACUUAUUUACAAAGAAAUGUGUAGCAGCUAGAGGGGAGAAUUAAACAUCAGAUCUUGGGUCAGUUAAAGGGUUAACUCCCAGGCGUGAACAAGACAGAAUUUCUCCUUACAAUAUGGACAUAACAUCAAGCAGAUUGGUAAUGAGAAUAGAUAAAAAUAUCAAUUAGAUGAUUAUUAGUUAAUACCAAAUUCUCUGAACUAACUUCAUAAGAGCUGUGUGACAGACAGUAAGGAGAAAUACUAAUAAGAUCUUGGGAGUGAAAGGGUUAAAAAAACUGCAUGUUGUUAGAUCUCCUUUUCCACUCUUUCUCUGCAGGCCAGCUUUUUGUUUGCAUCUCUGCAAGACCGAGACUAUCUGACAAGACUAAUUUCUGACUUCUUAGCAAAGACUCCAGAGCCAAAGUGAGUUUGAUGAAUGCUUGUUUUACAGCUUCAUGUAUUUUUUUUUUGUUUUGUUUUUUUUCAUGUUCGGUCAUGGUGCUUGUAAAAUCAUCUUUAAAGGUCUCUACUCUAACAUAGAUACGUGAAUCUUGUGCUUUUGUUGGAAACAGAUCCAGUGACAAAGGAGACUGGGACGUCCAAGGAAGUGUGACGAAGGCAACAUUCCAGCCGCCUCUCACCACAGUUUUCUCCAACACACCCGCUGCACAUGUGAAUGCUAAGGAGACUAUCAAAGAACAUUUGUGGCGGUUGCAUUUUGCAGACUACGGAAGGUAAAAACAGAUUAUUACAACUGGUUAGAUAAUGAUAUAUAUAUAAAUGAUUACUCAAUUUAGCGGGUCGUAUUUAUAUGUGCAGCCCGCACAUCUAGAGUUUUUUUUUAUUGAAAUCUUCUCCCUUUGUUUGAAUUCAGAGAUAACAUAAAUAUCUUACGAACCUCAUUUUUUCGUUUGCGCUUGGUUCAUAAAUCCGAGCGGAAAAAGAUCAGUCCAUAACUUACAGUACGACUUCGAACGCGGUUAGUGCAUAGGAACCUCCAAUUUCAACCCCAGUCUCUCUCGUCUUUCAGGAGGUGGAAAAAUUAGGGUCACUGGAAACGAGAUUGUCUCAAAAUCCAUUAACUUUAUUGGCGUUUUUCAGGGGUGUUUGUAUGUAUCGCACUGUCAAGACCCAGGAUUUGAUACUCAAAGGCGUUCCUGAUAGUCUGAGGGCAGAAGUAUGGCUAAUAUUCUCUGGUGCUAUCAAUCAGGUACAAGUUGCUACAAAUGUAGGGGUUGACGCGUAUUUCAGAUGAUAUAUUUGACUUGUGAUAACAAUUUUAUUUUCUAUUUUCUGGCUGCCUAGCUUCGCAGGAUCCAAUUGUUAUUCUAGGCAGCCAGUACUUUAAUUGAAUUUAUUCGUUAACCAAUCAUUUGUAAUAAGGCCAAAAAAAAAGAAUUUAGUCUCCUUCGCAGCCGUUGAUCUCGUCACGCAACGCGCUUUCUCCCCCUUCACCCUGUUACAGAUUACGCGCUGCGUGACGAGACUAAGCAACGGCUGCAAGGGAGACUAGAAAGAGUACAGACACCAGUGAAGAUUGGUGGAUUCAGAUUGUCAAUAGAUGUUUACUUUUAAGGUCUCGUUUGUCUUAAGCUCAGCUGUUACAUUACCAAAAGUGAUUAUCUAGUAAUCUCCCUGUUUGAUGGAGUAAGUGUCCAAGAGUAUCCAGGAGCGAUAGCGAUUGGCUCGGAAAACUUGCUCCACUUUGUCAACCAAUCAGAUUCAAAACUAAACUGAACACAAUCAAACACUGUAAGGGGGAACUCUGUCUUAGUCACUCAUGGGAGUUAAAGAGUUCGGCAAUCAAUCGAAAAGCGCUGGCCCAUGCAUAGCCAUUCAUUAUAUUCUCUGAAAAUGAUCAGUACCAAACAUACAGGACCGGUUAUUUAGACGAAAUCUAACACAAACCACGGUUGUACGCAAUGAGUGGGCUUCAACCUUUCUCUAUAAAAGGUUUGAUUGAAUUGAAUUCAUGUCUUUCCACUGAUAGCUAUUAGCCCUCUUUACACUGUUUACAAAAAUAAAAGUUCAGCUGAAAGGUUCAGUAAAUUUUGGAUUUGUUAGGACACAGGUUUAAUAAACAACUUGUAAACUUUGUUUAAAUAAACAGACAACAGGGUCUGAGAACAGUCAGGCUAAUUAGCCAGAUGGUGUUGUCUUUAUCGAGGAGCAAACUAUCCCAAUUAACCCACUAGGAAAUAUGUGGAAGCCUCAAGGGAGACUGGUACGGGUUAGAUCGAAAAGGUCAUAUGCUGAAUAUGAAGGAAACGUGUUUUGUCUCAAUCUGAACAGAUUCAAACUCACCCUGGUUACUAUGCCACACUGGUGGAGGAGUGCGAGGGAAAAACCACUUUGGCAACGGAGGAGAUUGAAAGAGAUCUACACAGGUGGGUGUAAAAAGAAAAAAAAAACACUCAGCAAGAGCGUUACGCUACAGAAAAGAAAAACAAAUUUGAUCUUGUUUGUUCUUCUGCUGUGAUACUAACGUUUUCAAUAUGGUAAAAACUAUUUUAAGCUGUAAAUCAUCUGCCCGUUGUAGGUCACUUCCUGAACACCCUGCCUUCCAGUCUGAAGUGGGAAUAGCAGCUUUGCGGAGAGUUCUGACAUCUUACGCCUGGAGAAACCCAAGCAUAGGUUUGUAUGUAGACGUAAAUUUGCAGAGGUAUCCAAUUUUAAGUGACUUCUCAAACCUGCUAUCAGCUUACGUUCUUUGCAUGUCGUGUAACCUCUAGGGUAUUGUCAAGCCAUGAAUAUUGUAGCAUCAGUGCUGUUGUUAUACUGCACAGAAGAAGAAGCUUUCUGGUUGUUAGUGGCGGUUUGUGAGCGUCUUUUGCCAGAUUACUAUAACACAAGAGUUGUUGGAGCUCUUGUUGAUCAAGGUGAUUGUCUAGCUACUUUCUUUUUUCGCUUUAUGGUUUUUGUUAGUAAAGUGUUGGUAUUCUAAACCUUUUUGUGUCCUCCAGGAGUGUUCGAGGACCUUACCCGUGAUCACUUGCCAGAGUUGUAUGAUCACCUGAUGGAACUUGGAAUUCUCAACAUGAUCUCCCUGUCUUGGUUUCUUACACUCUUCCUCAGGUAACUUUGGUUUAAAGUUUAGCUUGCCCAUCUUCCCUGGUAGCGGUGUUCAGGCUGAUAAAUUAUGUGCUAACGUGUUGAAAUAUGACUUGCGAAUGAAAGUUUUCUUUUGUGUUGCCACCCCUUGAGUGUUACAGGUUAAUAACAAGCGACCGUUCCCGUUGUAAUCAUCCCGCAGAUGUUGUUACGACCUGCAACGCACCUGAUAUCAACCCACGACCCAUUCACUUUGCUGCUUUACUCUUGCCCCCACCCGCCCCCCUCCAAAAAACCCUGCUUCCCAUGACUUUUCGUUACAAAAAACAGCGAGAGUAGGGGGGUAUAGAGCUAGAACAACUAUUUUAAGGCUAGAUUAAAUAAAGGUGAUGAAUGUUACGUUACAACUACUUUCAAAACACGGUGUAUAUAAAAUUUUUCCGUAGAUCCUAAUUCGAAUCCCAUGGUAUGGGCGAGGGCUUUUGUAAUUGCGGGUGUCGCUUAGAAAUCAAUUUCUUUUACUUAUACUUUAAGUUAUAAAAUUCAAUUAAGCUAGCGAUGGUGGUGGUUUGUUAAGAUAAUCUCUUUUGGGACGUGUUGUUUCCUUUCUUGUAAGACACUUGGGUUUUUCUUGUUGUUUUCAGUGUCAUGCCAUUUACCAGUGCUGUCAGCAUCAUAGAUUGCUUUUUCUAUGACGGUACCAAGGUAAAGACGUUUUGUCUUCUGAGUGGUAUAAAACCUGUAACUCACUUUAUUUGAUAAAUAUUUUUUCAUUUCAACUGAUCUUUUAUUAGAAUCUAUUGUUCAUCUCUGAGCGAUCACCAUUGUUACUUACUGAAAAAAUUUUUUUUGUUUUUGUGAACUCGUGAGUUUCUCUCCAUAUGCGUUAGAGGAAAAAUGAUUCUGAUAGUUUUUCGAGAUGGGUAGUGAUCCUAAAUUUUAUUCUAUUUGUCGUCUUUUUUAUUCUGUUGUUAAAAAUGAAGAACUGAUUCAAGAGCUUGCAACUCAAAGCUUACUUACAUUGCAACCUCUCCAUCUUAUCGUGAGUUCAACCAUCAAAAAACGAUCUUCUUCUUCCAGGUACUGUUUCAGAUUGCCUUGGCUACACUUGACGCAAACAGAAACAAACUUUUAGCUGUCCAAGACGAUGGUGAGGCAAUGACGGUAUUAGGGAAUUACCUGGAGCACGUGACCAACAGGGACGCGAUCACGCUGACCAAUUACCAAGGAGGUUACAACAAAAACAAUGGAUCGCCUUCCUCUGGGGUAAUUGUAUUGGGGAUUGGGGAGGGAAUGGUGUGAAAUUUAGAAUUUCUGCAGUAAUUAUUGAUAACUUUUCAAAUGACCAUCACAGAAAGAACCCAGUUUGUACAUCACGGCGGGAACUUUACUUGGAAGAACAUGUUGCCAACAAAACAAUUUUUAUAUUCAAAACGAAAACUAUUUCAUUGUCUAUCACAAACGUUUUGUUGUCGCAAACUCGUCUUUCUGUGCGAGAGAGGUGAUAAUGCAGUAAUGAGUCAUUCUUGCAUUAUCACGCACGCGCAGGGUUCUUUGUCAGACUGGCCUUGUUUAAGUAUUUCACUUUAGUCCAUGAAAGCGCAGAAGGUUCACAAAAGGAUAAGUAAUUGUUAUUAGUUCAUGAAAGCCUGUGAAAUUGUUGCUGGUUUGAUAUUGGACGAGGUAAAAUUUUGUCGCCCAAUUUCGAUAUUUUGCAGUUUUGGGAAAUCAGAGUUAGCAGGUUAAUUCCCGAAAGCUUUGGUCCAAAGCACGAGUAAUUCUAAUCUUGAAUUAAAUGCCACAAUAACGUAAUUUCUGUGGUUAAUUUAGGAUCAGUGUUAGGGCCGCGAGACACUUUGCUGUGAUAUGUCCUGGGUUCAAGUUAUGGCUAGAAUUCGUGUCGUUUGAACGGAAAGGGGGAGGAGGAUGAUUUCUAUCAAUUUUCCUUUUUCUGCGACGGAAUUUCGUGUCCGUAGCAAGUUGCACAAAUUAAAAGAGGCUUGAAUUUGUGCGAUGCUCGAAGUUACAAAAGCAAGUCGCUUCGGAUUGUCCCUCAAUGUAUCGCGUCCGUAUCUGUGGUUAAAAGUUCUUAAGUUUGACGUUGAAUUUGAAAUUUUCAAAAUGAGGCAAUUCUCACAGUGGUAGAAAGCAGUCAAGUAAUAUUUGAUAGUUUUUUUCCUUUUAGUACCACAGCACAGUGGAUGUAGCCAACCUUAUUUUGGAAUCAUAUCAGAAGUUUGGCUUCAUCACAGCAGAGACCAUUGACUCCAUGAGAAAUGCACAGAGACUAAAAGUUGUUCAGGUAUGGAGACGCGUCACGGCAGUUUUUAAAUUUAUAUCGAAAAAGCGAGACAUUGUAAGCUAAAACAUAUACUUCAUAUAUUUCUGUUUUAUUUGAUAAGUACAAUUGUGAUUUAUCGCGAUUGUUGUCCCCGAUUCAAUUAAGGAAAAACGGUUAGUCGGAGGCGUUAAGAAAUAAGCACAGUGCAAAAUUUUGUGAAGUAUGCAUGAAAUUGAAAAUAGAUUUAUCUCAGGUUAAAUUUUUUAUUUCUCUUCUGGUACUGAUCAGGGCCUCGAGGACAGUAUGAGAAGAAAUGCUGUGAGAUCCAUGGGAGUGGAAACCUGUCUGUUUGAGCAAAAGGAACUGGAACAGUUAUAUGCUGUUUUCAAGGUAAGUCUACACCAAUAGCCAUGAAUGUUAAAAACAAUAAAUUUGCUCCUGAGGUAAAAAUCUGUUCAAAAUGUAUUGUACGAAGUAGGGAGAAGAAUUAAACCUUCCAAUUCAUAUUUUGUUUGCAUUCUCUCCCAGCUGGGAUCAGCGACCUCGUUGACCUCGUUUACGAGUUAGUCCGUUUUUAAGUAGUCUGUCCCCUUCCAGGAUUGGCAGAGUCAAAAGCGUCCAAUGACGAUAGAAAUGAUGAUUCUUAAUCUCAAGCUAGAUUAUCAAGUUACUCGUCACUAGAGAGAAACAAAGACAGAAGACAUUGGAAUAUCUUUGCAGGGGGCACCCCUGCGACCAAGGAAAGUGUCCCCUGAAUAGAGGUGUUCUAAAGGGGAGUUCUUGAUUUAAAAGACCCAGUACAGCAUAUGUAUCUGUUAUUCCACUGUGCUUCAUUUUACCAUAUCAGGGCUAAAGAAAGUGCAAAUUGGGAACGGUAUACAUUGAAUAUAGGAAAAGUUCACAUCAAAAGCGGAGCAUCAAAACAGCUGCACAAAACUUUGAUUUGUUUACUUCCUUCAGGGUUGCCUGUAUGUGAUUACGCCUUUUGCGAUCGAUUCGAUUCUCGGGUGAUACCGUAGGAUGCAUUUCGAAAACCAGUAAAUGAAAUGAUAGUGGAGUGAUAACCCAAUUUUGGAUAGAUCAACCGAGAUUCAAUUCAUUUGCGUACUUUGCUCAUAGCUCGUACCACUUGUAGUAUAUAGACAGAAAACUCAAGACUUUGUAAGCAUUAUACAAAUCUCCUAUUGUCAUUCACCUUGUUUCUUUUGCAAAUUGACUUUCCAGGCAGGACACAUUCUGACGCGUAAUCAUGGCAACCCGGACAGUAAGGAUACUCCGCCCCAGUUUCCGCUCAUACAGAAUCAGUGUAUCGAUUGCGAGAGAUUCGCGCCUCUAUUUAAGUGCCUUACGAACUGGGGGACUGGGGAGAUUGGUCCUAUCUUGACUCAGCGAGCAUUCAAGGUCAGUGCUUAAUUAAAGAUAUCUGGGAAUGCCGGGAAACGUUUCAUUCGCUGCUUUUUGUUGUAGUGUGAGCGGUAAACUUUUAACCCGUCUUCCAUAGUGAACGGAAUACUCUUAACAGCGUUUCCAGAGGGAAUAUUCUGUCCAUUUUGGGGUGGAUGGGGCUUAAAACUUCUCUGAAUAUUCCGUUUGGGAAAAUGUUCUUUAAUGCGGCUCUCUUUUGACAUGAUUUUUAUCGUUGUCUUGCUUGUUGUUUUCCAUGCUAAGGUGAUUGAUCGAGAUGAAGACGGACUCAUUAGUUUCCGCGAGUUUGCGCAAGGGCUGGGUAUUAUCUGUAAGGGUGAACUCCAAGAUCGUAUGCAGUUCAUGUACCGCAUGCACGUCCCUCCCGCCCUGAGCGACGACGACACUGCGCAAGUUAGCGAUGAAGAGUCAGUAGACAGCUGUGAUGAGCUUACUGAAGGUGAAAGUGUUGAGGACAUGACGACGCAGUCAGUUGAUCAGCUCCCGCCGCUUGAUGAGUGCGUCUCGAGGGUUCGCACUAAAGAGGAGUCACCCGUGAGUGUUUCGUUGAAAACAGUCGCACGAAGUCAUAGAACUCUGACUGAUGAAGACAGUGAAAAGAGAGGCAGUGAAAUACCACGAAUGAGUCAGGUAAAAUGAGGGUUCUUUGAGUCAAUUUUUGAGUCAUUGUUCGAACUGCAAGCUUCUUGUUUUAUGUACACUUGGUUGCAUAUUGGUUGAUUCCUUAAAGGCCUUGGCAGUGAACGGUGAUGCCCAAUAGCUUCAUGAGUACAAAUGUACCUGAUAAACACAAUAAGGUGUGUUAGUUGCAUGUGGUAAAUGAUAGAAGCCAACAGAGAUUUUCCAUGAAUACUGAUUGCGUAACUAUGCGAAUAUCUCCCAUAAAGCUGUUGGGUCUUAUCGUUCACGGAAUAUGCCUUUGAGGUGUCAAGGCUCUGGCAAUCGACAGUACACGUAACAUGAGAAGUAUCUGGUAUAGUGGCUGCAUAAGUUACCAGAGUAAAGAUUUAGUUUAUUCUCGAGGCAAGUACGCCAUCUGGCCGGAGGUUAUCUCGGUUUCCGAAACACAAAUCGACAAGAAAUACAAUAACCUACCCCCUCCUCCCUCCCUGGACGGGAUGAAAGUGGAUUUUAGGCUUCUCCACCCCCCAAGUAUUUCGUCAGGCUUUUCUGAUGUUUCGCUGGCACUCGUUUAAGCCUUUGACUCGUAUGAGUGACGAGCAUCUAAUUUCUCCUUACAAUAUCAUCCCUGAAUCACACAUCAAAGUCGCGAGAAUAAAGGAAAUGAUCACCCUCUAAAGAAGCUAUUGACUGUUAAAUAAAUUCUCCCUGUCAGCAAGUGAGGAAAUGUGUAGAGGAAGUAUGGAGAAUAUGCAAACUGAUGUCAGGGUGUAAAGAGUUAAGCCUCUGAACCAAGAGAGGCACUGUAAGAAUGAGGUGUUUUGCUUCAGUAUUCAGCACAACGACCCGGCCAAGGGCUCGUACCUCGGAAGUCCCGGCAACUUUACGGGCCCGAACCCACAUUCUGUAAUUAAAAUUUAAAGUCUAGAGAAGCAGGCUCUGGCACUCUAACCACUCCAUUUUUUUACUUUGCCUGAUAGUUUUCUUGUAGAAUUUUCAAACCUCUUCAAAGCCCCAUCUUCGCAGAAAACAGAACAGCUUUCCGGGGGCUCGUUUAGUUAAUAGAAUCCUCGAGAAACAGGCCCUAGGUCUCGAACCCAAUCCUUUCGAUUCGUAGUCUUGCGCGCUUAAUGUUAGGCCACCCUUCCACACAUAAUAGUAAGCCUGCCAACGGUGCCCUAAAUAUUUUUCUUGUUUUUUUUUUUACUUUAUUUUGGCCUCUAUGUUUCACGCGUCAACGGAAAAUAUUUAUUCUCAAGCUGUGAUAUCUUUUCUUUUGAAGGGAAAUUUUAUUUUGUUGUGGAAAACUAUGUACUCGCUCUUCCGUGAGCUGCCAAAUGAACAACAGAUGUAUCAAGCCAUUGCAUCAGUAGGCAACAUUUUGCUUAAGCUGGGGGAAUUUGGAGGAGAGUUGAACACUAGUGGAGACAAAACCACUGAUCAGCAGUCCAAGAGCGAUGAUCUGGACCAGUUCAUGGACCCACUUCACGUAGCAGAAUUUGAAACAUCGACAUCAAACACGGAAGAUGUGUUAAGUACACCUAGCGAAAUAACUGUAACGUCAGAACUUGAAUCGUCGACUUUAGUAAAGGAAGAACUGAUUGAUGCCGCCAGGAGCAGUGAAUCUUCGCUCAGUAGUCCUGUGAGAAGUGCAGCGGGAGAUGACUUUAUUCUCGUGGGCAGCGACGAGGGGUUUAGUACACCUGAAGCUGUAACGUGCGAAGAGAAUGACACUCAAGAUACUUUACACGAGGUUUAUAACAAACUGAGUCAUAGUGAUCCCCUUUCGACAGGUGAAAACUCUAAUCAAAGUAGAAAUUCUAAUGAAAAAGACUUCAAAGAAUUGCUUGUUGUCAAAGAAGGCCACUACCCCGAAAGCAUUUUUGAUGAACGUAAAGGCCCGUCAAAUGACAGCUCUUCUUCCGGGACGGCAAUUGGAAACCAAUCACUCCAUAGGCAUUCAUCCGGGACAUUAGAUACAGACGAAUCAAAUGACAGACCGUUGUCAGGUGCGUUAGAUACUGACCAAUCAAACGAUAGACUUUCGCCCGGUGCCAUCGACCUUCAUUGGUCGAUUUGUUUUGAACAAUUACUGGCUUCUAUGUCCACUGAGCCUUAUCUUGUCCAUUAUUUUGACGAGACUGUUGACGUCGUUCAACGCCUUAAGAAAAUGAAAACGGAAGGAAUCGGAAGCUUCGUAAACGCUUCAAGGACGAACUUGAAUUCAGCAGAAUAGAGAGCUAUUUGUGGGUGCACUUACAGUAUAUCUGCUUAAGUUCCGUGAAAUAUUUUUCAAAAAUAUUUGUAAGUAUAUAACAGAGUGAAAUUAGAAAUUAUUCAAGGAAACGUUUAUUACAUAAGGUGAGUGUAAGUACACUGGUUGUCUAGAGAGAGAAAUGUACAUCUUACUAUAUGGGUUAGACGGUCACAUUGAAGCUUGAUCAACAGUUUCUUCUUAGAAUUUUGCUAUUUUGAAAUUAGAUUUAUUGGUCGUUGCAAUAUCGCGAUUUUUCGAUGCAGGAUCAUUGUGAAAAUCAAGGCUAAUGGUAACUAUGAUUUCUAAUAAGACCAGUCUGGCAUCAGUCAUGAAAUAGGACGAAUAAGGCGGUUUAGUCAAUGUCAACAGUCCUGUGAAUUAUUUCUCAGUAGGAACAAUUGGCAGGGCUUUAUCGCGCAGAUUGUUCUGGGUUGGGUUGCUUCAAGAGUGACUGGCCACAUCUAAGGAAUUAAGCGUCUAAUUUGUGUAUUUAAAAUGAUGCUCAGGCAUGAUAAAGGACAGCAAUCGGGGCGCAAAACACAUUAUUGUUUGUGUGUGUGUUUCAUUCCUUCAUCAAUGAGGUCUUUGUGGCUGCCGAACGAUGCGAGACACUCGCACCAUUUCGUUUCCAAAUCAGUUUCGCUUACCAAAAUGUUCCUAUAAUGCAAUUUUUGACUGAUUGCCUUACAGCCAAGUUAUCACAUUGGCCAAUUAGAUCUAAGGGAAAUAUCUCAAUAAGCCAAUGGCAUCUGAAAGUAAAAUGAACCGAACUACUGAAGCGCAGGAAAACGCGAGCGACCAAGUCGCGAUUGGUUUUGGUCUAACAUCUGAUUGGUUAAGAGACGGGCGCGAGUUUGCCCAUCACAAAGAAUUCAUCUUAUUUCUUUCAUUAAAUUCAACUAUCCCAUAAACUAUUUAAAGUCUGUUUCAGUUGUUGUCUUCUCCUUUGUCAACUAAAUCACAUUCGCCCAAUGGACGGAAGUCGUUCCACUGUGAGUCCUUUCCAGUAAAUACAGUUUGAAUAUAACAUUAUUAUUUUUGAAAUGUACUUAAAUAAAUUUGCUUUGUUAGAGGUGCUAGGAAAAAGACACUAAUUAAGCUAGUAAUCGAGGAAGGAGGCAAAUUGGGUGCUAAGAUUUGUCACAAUUAUCAUUAAUUUGAUAUUUAUGAUAGUUUCAAAUUAAACUAAUUAAUGGGAUUGAAAAUUAAAGGGCGUGUAUCU